Molecule: messenger RNA, 720 nt
Organism: Passer domesticus (house sparrow)
Lineage: Eukaryota; Metazoa; Chordata; Aves; Passeriformes; Passeridae
Exons: 2
Biological process (GO): response to bacterium
Source: RefSeq, a predicted model, not a curated record
AUGCCCUGCCCCCCAGGCCGGCCCCGGCGCUGCCGACGUGCAGAGAGCCGAGCGCCGCCCCGCAGCCCCCGCGCUCGCCUCCGCUCCGUUCCCCGCCAGGACUCGGCGAGAGCCCGAGCGGCAGCGGCGCAGGGCUCAGCCCCGGGGCGGAGCUGGCGGCGGCGGAGAGGAGGCGGCACGGCCGCAGCAGAGCCGGGGCUCAGCGGCGCAGCGAGGCUCGGCCGGCGGAGCGGCGGCAUGCGGCGGGCUCGGGGCGCGGCGCUGCCGGCGCUGGCCCUGGUGCUGAUCGCCGUGGCUGCAGACACAAACCAAGUGCAGCAGACGCCAUGGGCAGAGACCACCGAGGGCACCAGCCUGAACCUCACUUGCCAGCACCCCAAAAUCGCUGCCGACUCCACCCACUGGUAUCGCCAAUUCCCACACCAAGCACCCCAGCUGAUAGCAACGGCUGUCCUCGGCACAAAACCCGUGCUGGAGCCAGAGGGGAGUCUGACGGUGUCGGCAGAUCGGCGCUCGAGCGCGCUGUGUCUCGGGCGGCCCCGGCGCGGGGACGCGGCCGUGUAUUACUGCGCGCUGGGGCCACGGGCAGAGGAGCCGGGGCUGCGGCCGGGCACGAACCGCCGCGGGCGGGGCCGGGCGGGGCCAGCAGGGGGCGCUGCCGCUCCGCCCGCCGGGGCCAGCAGGCACCGGCACCGGCAAUGGGAACGGGACCGGCACCGG